AUGGCAGAAGCUUCUGUUCCUCAAGAUCUUUCGUCUUAUGAGUACGAACCUUCCUGUCCUUUGCCCAGUGGAAGAGAAGCCAGGGACCACGUUAUAAGCAAAGGACCUUGCCAGCCAAGAGAUAUAAAUUUUCCUUUGGAUAACCGGAAUCGUAAGUUUCUAGUAUCGUGGUAUGAGAAAUUUCCUUGGUUAGAGUAUUCUGUCUCGUUGGAUAAAGCUUUUUGUUUCGUCUGCAGAGUGUUCAACGCACAGGUGAGUUAAUUGUGUGAUUUGCGCUUUAAUUAUUUUCCUAAGUUAGUCCUAACCUUGUUAAGUUGUUUACACUUAAUGCGUACCGUUUAAUUUGCAAUUAUACAUGGACCAUGGCCCUGGUAGUGUUUAAUUAUAUAUCAAAAUGCGAUGUGUAAUACUCAAUACUGUUGUUUUAAAUAAUUACUAAUUAUCGCAAAAGUAUGAAAAGUUCCACAAACAAACUAUAAUUCAUCCUCUCUGUAUCGUCAAAUAGUUGAUAUGUAUUAUAAAAAUACAAGAAACGCUUCUUAUAUUAUGACAACGUAAAACAAUGACAUUUGUCUUCUUUGCAUGCAGACGUCGUCAAGGAGUGAACCUACCUUCAUCAAAACUGGUUUUAGUAACUGGAAAAAGAGCGAAGUCUUCGCAAAGCACGAGAAGUCAGAUUGCCACAAGCAUUCACUUCAAGCUCAUCGUCACUGGAAAUCCCAGAAGCCAAUACAUCAUCAAAUAGACGAAGAAAAUGAGAGACAAGAGUCAUAUCGUCAACAAAAUGUACGUAUUGCCAUUUGCCAAAUAUAUAUAACUUUGACAGGCCAUCUGUGCACAACAUUACAGACGAAGUAAGCGUGUGAAAACGCCAGUUUUGCAUAAAAAUGUCGGUGAUAUGGUGGUAAUCCUGGUAAUACGUUUAUUCCUAAGAAACAAUUGAGUGACGCGUAUAAAGUUAACACAGUUAGGAUUUUUUAAAAAUUGUAUCCUUUUAUUUUCAGGUAAAAAAGAACCGAACUGUAAUUGGUAAGAUCAUUGAUGUUGUUCGACUUCUUGGAAAACUGAAUUUACCAUUUAGGGGACACCGCGAGGAUAAGAAUUCUUUAAACAAAGGGGUGUUUAAAGAAUUUCUUGAACAUAUAGCAAAGUCUGAUUCUCUUAUUGAAGAUCAUUUACGAAAUUCUGCAGGUAACUAUAUCAUUCACUGGUUCAGUAACGUUAAGGUUACUACGAAUUUUCGGUGGAAUAUAGGGAUAUAUGAAACUGCAUGAUAAUAGAAUGGAAUAAGGAAUAAUAAAGAUAAACUGAAGUCGUAAUUAUGAUAAUUCUGUAAUUAUUUCUUUUUAUCGAUUUCAGAAAACGCUAAAUACACUAGCCCUGAGAUCCAAAAUCAGUUGAUCAAGGUGGUUGGUUCAGCUAUAUUAGACGAAAUCAUACGUCGUGUCAAAGGAGCCGAGAUGUAUGCAAUCAUUGCAGAUGAGACACCAGAUCUUAGUAAAACGGAACAGUUAGCUGUACUUGUUCGCUAUGUCUGGAAUGGAGUGAUAGAAGAACGUCUUUUAGCUGUAGAACCUAUGGAAGAAACCACAGCUGAAGCGCUUUCCAUACCAUCCGAGAGAAAUUACAACAGUGUGGGAUAG
Messenger RNA from Paramuricea clavata, 1643 nucleotides. The record is from the annotation of a GenBank genome assembly. Lineage: Eukaryota; Metazoa; Cnidaria; Anthozoa; Malacalcyonacea; Plexauridae.